Pyrus x bretschneideri (Chinese white pear) is the source of this 1071-nucleotide messenger RNA. RefSeq lists its product as uncharacterized. The record is from RefSeq and is a predicted model, not a curated record. Lineage: Eukaryota; Viridiplantae; Streptophyta; Magnoliopsida; Rosales; Rosaceae.
CGAAGCUCCUACGCACGAAUCCCAUUAUAUAAACUUUCCGUCUCGAUCGUACAUUUUGUGUUCCGUUUCUUGCCCUUGCUAUUGCCAUCGAAGAACCAGAAGAAGGAAAACUCAAAGAAUCCAAAGGGCCAUCCCUUCUGGGCUUCUUUGCUUCAAGAAGUGGGUGCCUUUGGAUUUCGGUUUCAGGAAUGAGAGCAAGAGACUGAUAUCAAAGCAGAAACACUUUCUCACGGGAGGAGGGGCUCUCUGGUUUUUCUUUCCUGCAAUCGGUUUUCCAUCGGAUUUUGUUGCUGAUUGGUUUUACAUUUUCCUGGGAAAAUCCUUAGAUCUGAUACUGCUUUCUGGGUCUUCCUUGUAUUGCAUGCAUGGGAGCAGUGGUUGUCUAGCAUGCCAUAGUAAGAACGCACUGAAAACUAAAGUGAACGAGCCACCGAAAGGGUUGUUAAACGAACGUCGGACUGAAAAGAAACCAAGCAUAUCAGAGGAUUUCUGGACCACCAGCACGUGGGAUAUGGACAACAGUGCAGUUCAGUCCCAGGGAAGCAUCUCAUCAAUCAGCACAAACCAGACGCUUGAUCCGCAUGGUGGCUCUGGCAGCAAUAGCACCCCUUCCGAAUUUGUAAAUCAUGGUCUUCUUCUCUGGAACCAGACUAGGCACCGUUGGGUAGGGAAUAAGUCUGAGAGCCCAUCAAAGAAAAUUCGAGAACCCAAAUUAAGUUUGAAUGCGUCGUAUGAAAGUUUACUAGGGAGUUCCAAGCCUUUUCCUCAGCCUAUUCCUCUCCCGGAAAUGGUAGAUUUUCUCGUGGAUAUUUGGGAGCAAGAAGGGCUGUACGAUUGAGCGGCAGAGGUACUAGAGAUUUAAGCAAUAGCAUGGCUUGUGCAUCAUCAACUAUCACAUCAUUUUUUGCUUGCUUGUUCUUGGAUUUUAACUCUUGCGGCAUUUUAGAUGCGCCCUUUGUCUACAUUUUCGUUUUCAAACAGAUUUUAUAGGAUUGGUUUCUUCCACUGAUCUUAGUGGGGGGUUUUGGAAGACGAAGAUUGACCUUUGUCUACACUUUCCUUUCAUUUUCA